AUGAAUGUUCACAUUAUUCAAUUAAAGAUGCUUGUCAUAGUGAUAAGUAUAAUUUGGGAUGAUUAAUUAGAAUUAUGUUUUACAGAUAUUUUUGAAGGAUUUUGUGGAGAUGGUAUUAUUACAAAUUCUUUAGAAGUAUGUGAUGAUGGAUGUUAUAAAUGUUAAAUCUAAUGUUCAUAAGGUUGUUUAGAAUUUGAAGGUAUAUUAUGUAAAUAAUGUAAAUAAUGUGAUUCAUAUGGAUGGAAAUUAAUAGAUGAUUAAUGUAAAUCAAUAUGUGGGGAUAGUAUUAUUGAAAGGAAAGAAUUAUGUGAUGAUAGUAAUCUCAUAGAAUAUGAUGGUUGUUAUAAUUGUGAAUAUUCAUGUGAUCAUUAUUGUUUAAAAUGUUUUUAAGGGUCAUGUAUUUAAUGUCCAUAUGGAUUAUAUGAAAGUGAAUCUUAUUGUCUAAAUAAAUAUGGAGAUGGUUUAUUAGCUUAAUAAUAUGAAUAAUGUGAAGAUGCUAAUACUGAUAAUAAUGAUGGUAGUAAUUCUAAUUGUUAAAUUGAAAAAUUCUGGAAAUAUUAUCUUGUUGAUUCUUUAAGUGUUUGUAUUUACAAUAUUAGUCCAACUAUUAAAUUAUUGACAUCACUUAAUAGUUAUGGAUUAAAUUAAGAAGUCAUUCUAUCAUUCAGUGAAGAUAUAAAAUUAAAUUCAAAUUCAAUUACUGAAGAGAUAUUUCUAUAACUUAUUCAAAUGUCUAUCUCUAAUCUUUAAGAUACUGAUUACACAUAUGAAAUACAGCCCAUUUUGAGUAUUGAUUUUACUUUACAACCUGUUUCGUACAAAAAUAAACUUAAUUUCUUUAAAUCUGUUAUUGCACCAAAAUUAAUAGUUUUAAUAAAUUAUGAUCAUCUUAUAAACUAAUAUGAAAAUUAAUAAUUAUCUAUAUAUCUUA
Molecule: messenger RNA, 931 nt
Organism: Paramecium sonneborni
Lineage: Eukaryota; Ciliophora; Oligohymenophorea; Peniculida; Parameciidae
Source: the annotation of a GenBank genome assembly